UUUUUUUCUCUUUUGUCCUGCGUGGUGCUUGGAGAUUGUGCAUUCUGUGUUUCGUGCUGCAGCUGGUAUCGAUCGUUUGCGGAACAGCACCUGCCAUUUGACGACGUUUGGGAUCGUCGUGGAGUUUGUCGAUCAUGUGGGGGGCUUCUAUCUUGCCGAUCGCCGCUUUGGCUACUUUGCAAUGCGUCAAUGCUAUUACGCUGCACAGGCGUGAUGAGCCUGCUGUUCUGGGGCUCCCAAUCUCGCGCCACCAAGGGCCUCAGCUGCAGAAGCGUGCUUCGAAGGUUGCCAGCACGAGCCUGUAUAAUGAGCAAAAUAUGUACUACAUGGUGAACAUCACCAUCGGCACCCCGCCUCAAAACCUUUCUUUGAGUCUCGAUACUGGCAGCAGUGACAUCUGGGUGAAUAUCCCCAGCUCCAGUUACUGCUCGACAGACGACGACGUUUGCUCCUCGACCGGCUUGUUCAACAGCAAGGAUUCUUCCACCUUCAAAAAGCUGGACAUCGAGAUGAAUGCCACAUAUGUCAGCGGAACAUUGGCGGUUGGUCCCUAUGCCACCGACCAGCUGGUCAUUGGCGGCGCGACAGUGAAGGACAUGGAGUUUGCCCUGGCCGAAACAAGCGCCAACCCCCACGGUAUCCUCGGAAUCAGCUAUUCAUCAGCCACCUACGCCGCCGCCAACCUCGACAAGGAAUACGACGGACUCGCCGACGCCCUGGUGAAGAGCGGCGCCAUCAAGUCCGCCGCCUACAGCCUGUGGCUCAACAAGCUCGACGGCACAGGCAACCUCCUCUUCGGCGGCGUCAAUAAAGCUCACUACCAAGGCGAGCUGCAGACCGUUCCCAUCGUGCCGGAAUACGGGCAAUACCGCUCGCUCACCAUCGCCCUGAGCGACAUCUCCCUGACGACCGACGCCGGCACCAAGAGCUACACUACCGGCCUCCCGCUCGCCGUCACCCUGGACAACGGCUCCGCGAGCAUCGCCCUGCCCCAGGAGCUCGUCGAGCCGAUCUACAAGGCGCUGGGCGCGGGCUUCUCCACGGAGGACAACGCCGGCUACAUCCCCUGCGACAUGGCCACCUCUGACCACAACCUCACCUUCAGCUUCUCCGGCGCCACGGUCACCAUCCCGCUCCGCGAACUCGUCUUCGAGAACUACAUCACGCCGCACACCCCCAAGGGCGACUGUUUGUUCGGACUCGGGUACAGUGAGGCCGGCGUCAACCUGAUGGGCGACCCGUUCCUACGCGGCGCGUACGUGGUGUACGACCUUGCGAACAACGAGAUUUCCCUUGCGGACGCCAAGUAUGACGGCGUCGACGAUGAGAUUCUGGAGAUCGGGACGGGCAGUGGCUCGGUUCCCGGUGCGACGCUCAUGCCGUCGGCCGUCACGUCGGCAACCGGCAACGGCGCGAAUUUGGCGACUGCGACGGCCGUGCCGAAGGGGACCUCAGGAUCAGGCUCUGGGUCUGGAUCUGAGUCUGGGUCUGGGGUUACGACCGAAGCUGCCACGGCCGGUGGUGCGAGUAGCACCUCGACCUCCAAGGGGAUGGCGGCGUUGGCGACCGGUCACCCCGCCCAUCUGUUGCCUGGCCUCUUGGGUGCGGGCUUGUUGCUCGCAUUGUAAGAUGCUUGUGGCGACUCAGUGAACACGGUCGUGUAGACAGUGUUGCAUGAAUGAUGUAUCUACCUUAAUGAAUGUGUCUGUGUUGAAAAAGACAAAAAACGCGCCAGCUACACCAAACAGCACGCCACUUUGCUUUAUGGUUUGAUUUUGUGAUUAAAUUACAUCUAAAUCUAUUUCCCUCGACGGGGUUUUACACCCUCGUGGUGGUGUGACCGCUCGAAAACAUUGAGAUGUUACAGCAAACACCUGUGGGAAAGCCAACAUGGCCUUAAGUUGGGGCCGACCACCGCCACAACAAUCUGCAUGUACACGCGAUAGCCCCUGAAAAUGCCCUUAAAUAAUUCAAAAAAGAGCAGGAAAGACCAGCUACGGAAGACCAUUGCGGCCACUCGGCAAGAGGAAAAUCUGCCGGCAAAAUUAUCAGCAAAAGAUAAACCCCAAUAACCCUAACAAUAAGGGUUAAUUAAAGAUAGUCCCUAAUAAAGAAC
Molecule: messenger RNA, 2116 nt
Organism: Aspergillus uvarum CBS 121591
Lineage: Eukaryota; Fungi; Ascomycota; Eurotiomycetes; Eurotiales; Aspergillaceae
Product: pepsin-like aspartic protease
Exons: 3
Coding region: 135-1628 (497 amino acids)
Biological process (GO): proteolysis
Molecular function (GO): aspartic-type endopeptidase activity
Source: RefSeq, a predicted model, not a curated record